AACCGCCUUCCGUUUUCUUCUCUACCGCUCUUUCUCCUUAAAAAGACCGACCCCUUAAUUCCCGCCUCCAUCACUGCAAUCUCUCUCUCUUUCUCUCUCUCUGCUGUGUGUGCGAGCAAUAUGGCUUCCAUUGAAGAAAAACCAUUGAAGGUGCAUGAAGAAGGUGAUGAAGAUCAUAUGGACGAGCACGAAGAAUCCGUUUCGUGUGGUGGGUGUUGUUGCCUUGGGCUUAUGGGCUUCAGAUGGGGACAAAGCAAUGAAAGGGAGAGCAAACAUCUGCUGCAGAUCAAUAAAGGAGAACGCAGGGAAACAUGGUGGAUGAAGCAACUGAUUAAGGUUAAGCAGGGUACAGAAGUAGUGGCAGGGCCCAAGUGGAAGACUUUCUUAAGAAAGAUCAGCGCAUUUGGUAAUAACAAGAACAAGAAGAAGCACGGCGCAGCUGGGUUCCAGUAUGAUCCUCAGGCUUAUGCCCUCAACUUUGAUAAUGGUUUUGAUGGGGAUCAGGAAGAUGGCUUUGUUCUUGAUUUCAGGUCCAGAUUUGCUGCUACUCCUUCAUGAAAAGCGGCACAGUGGAUCGUGAAAAAGUCGUUAAUGAUGUUGAUAAUUUUUGUUGUAUCAUGUAGAAAGUUGCAUUCAUCAUUCAUAUCAGUCUUGCUCUCUCUCUUUGUGGAAUCUGGUGAUGAUCUUUUUGGCAGAGAAUAUAUAUAAUUUUGGUUUUUAUUACAGUAAAUAUAUUUAUAUACUGUCUAAUUAAGUUGCUUAA
This is a messenger RNA of Juglans microcarpa x Juglans regia, 763 nucleotides long. RefSeq lists its product as uncharacterized. The transcript has a single exon. Bases 121 to 558 code for a protein of 145 amino acids. The record is from RefSeq and is a predicted model, not a curated record. NCBI's taxonomy places the organism in Eukaryota, Viridiplantae, Streptophyta, Magnoliopsida, Fagales, Juglandaceae.